Molecule: messenger RNA, 1730 nt
Organism: Neogale vison (American mink)
Lineage: Eukaryota; Metazoa; Chordata; Mammalia; Carnivora; Mustelidae
Gene: PAQR6
Product: progestin and adipoQ receptor family member 6
Exons: 8
Coding region: 17-1138 (373 amino acids)
Cellular component (GO): membrane
Molecular function (GO): signaling receptor activity
Source: RefSeq, a predicted model, not a curated record
CCAGUGGUGCCAAGGAAUGUGCCUGGGCGAGGCAGGAGGGGCCGCGGAGCCGCAGCCACCCGGAGGCAGAGCACAGGUCACGGCGUGGAGGUGCCCGGCCACCAUGCUCAGUCUCAAGCUGCCCCAGCUCCUCCGAGUCCACCAGGUCCCUCGGGUGUUCUGGGAGGACGGCAUCUUGUCUGGCUAUCGCCGCCCCAGCAGCUCGGCCCGGGACUGCGUCCUCAGCUCCUUCCAGAUGACCAACGAGACGGCCAACAUCUGGACUCACUUCCUGCCCACCUGGUACUUCGUGUGGCGCCUGCUGGCGCUGGCAGGGGCUCCGGGCUUCCGGGCGGAGCCGUACCACCGGCCGCUGCUCGUCUUCCUGCUGCCCGCCUGCCUCUACCCCUUCGCGUCGUGCUGCGCGCACACCUUCAGCUCCAUGUCGCCCCGCGCGCGCCACAUCUGCUACUUCCUGGACUACGGCGCGCUCAGCCUCUACAGCCUGGGCUGUGCUUUCCCCUACGCCGCCUACUCCAUGCCGGCCUCCUGGCUGCACAGCCGCCUGCACCGGCUCUUCGUGCCUGCUGCCGCGCUCAAUUCCUUCCUGUGCACCGGCCUCUCCUGCUACUCCCGGUUCCCGGAGCUGGAGAGCCCUGGGCUCAGUAAGGUCCUCCGCACGGCCGCCUUCGCCUACCCCUUCCUGUUCGACAACCUCCCUCUCUUCUACCGGCUUGGACUGUGCUGGGACAGGGGCCCCGGCUGCGGGCAGGACGCCCUGAGCGCCAGCCACGGCUACCACCUGCUGUGCGCCCUGCUCACUGGCUUCCUCUUCGCCUCCCACCUGCCCGAGCGGCUGGCCCCGGGACGCUUCGACUACAUUGGCCACAGCCACCAGCUCUUCCACAUCUGUGCCGUGCUGGGCACGCACUUCCAGCUGGAGGCCGUGCUGGCUGACAUGGGAUCUCGCCGAGCCUGGCUGGCCACGCAGGAGCCCCCCGUGGGCCUGGCGGGCACGGUGGCCGCGCUGGGCCUGGCGGUGGCCGGGAACCUGCUCAUCAUUGCUGCCUUCACAAGCUCCCUGUUUCGGGCCCCCAGCACCUGCCCCCUGGUGCAGGGCGGCCCUCUGGAGGGGGGUAUGAAGGCCAGACAGCAGUGAGGCUCCAUCUCUGAGCCUGCCCUGGGGGAAGGCGGAGGCCAGGCCUUGGUGCCGGGGAGGAGCCCAGACUCGGGCCUGAUGGGUGGGGCACGUGGAAGCCUGGAGCCUAGAGUGGCUGCGGAGAGAGGGCAGAGGAGAGGAAAGGGCCAGGGCGCUGCCGGCAGCAAGCAAGAGGGGCAGCGAGGGUGUGCUCAGCGGGGCCGGGGAAGUGCGGAGGGUCGGAGAGGGGCCGCGCGAGCGCCAGGCCACAGCUGAAGGCUGGGACGGGAAGGUGCUGAGGCCCUGACGCCUGGUCCCGUUUCUGGCUGCGAGUCUCUGCCAAGCCCGGGGAAGCACUAACAGGACUAACCUAGACCCCCGACCCCGCGCGCUCGGCCUGCAGACCCAUGGCCGCCCUGCCACCCCCACCAGGGGCCCUCUGCCCUGGGGGAAGAGGCUGUCCCCGGCACAGCCACGCGCUCCAGCUGUCCGGGCCUUCGGGUCUGUGUGGGAGUCCUGGGUGGGGGGAGGGGUGCUGGGCUAGAGGGGGACCCUAAUAAUUAGACCUUUAGAAAGCUCCCUUCGAUGCUUCCAAAUAAACCAGUCAACGGCA